Molecule: messenger RNA, 586 nt
Organism: Dothidotthia symphoricarpi CBS 119687
Lineage: Eukaryota; Fungi; Ascomycota; Dothideomycetes; Pleosporales; Dothidotthiaceae
Exons: 2
Coding region: 203-586 (127 amino acids)
Source: RefSeq, a predicted model, not a curated record
CCACCACGCCGUGUAAUCCACACAAAGCAUCUCAAAGAUUCUGCCACUCGAACCCCUAUAAUCUCGACUUCCGCAAUCUCGUACGCCCACUCAACGUCUGUCCGUUCACCGCACCCAUGUGCAUCCCAUCGAGCACCUUCCUGCAUGCCAGGCACUGACAUUUUCAUCCAGAUUCGCCUCCUUCCCGGCCACACACUAAACGAUGCCACCACGCCCGCCACCCGCAGCUCGGCUCAUUCUGUCUUUUCUCGCGUCUCUCCUUACAAAAUCCCCCCUUGCAUUCCUUAUCUCGAUCAUCGGCCUCACAACCUCGCUCUGCCUGCUUAUAUCGACCGCGCUAGCGAAUCCGCGGGGGCAGUUGUCGACUUGGGCGAAGCUAUCGCUUUGUGUUGCUGGCGCGGGGAUGGUGUGUGCCGGUUUGGUAUGGUGCUUUGUGUUCUGUGGGGACGGCAAAAUUGACAAGAGUAGGGGGGAUGAGCGCAAGGAGGGAGGGACAGUGUGGAAGAGAUAUACAGAUCGAGCGGUAGAGAGGGGACGCGCGAGGGAGAUGGAGAGGCGUAAGAGGAGGACGAAGGCUCCAGGCUAG